AUGACGACUGAUGGGGCGCCGGCAGCUGCGCCGGUGGCGCGGCUUGCGGACGAGUUCAGCAAACUGCCGGGAAUUGGCCCGAAGACGGCUCAGCGACUGACAUAUUACCUGGUGCGGAUGCCUGAGGAAGAGGCGCGCGCGCUUGCGGAGGCGAUCGUCGCCGUCAAGGAGCGUAUCGUGCUGUGCGGCGUGUGCUAUAACAUCACGGAGAGUGACCCGUGCGUGGUGUGCGCCAAUCCGAGACGAGACCGCAACCGCAUCUGCGUAGUGGAAGAGGCGCUGGAUGUGCUUGCGUUGGAGCGCACGAACACAUACAGAGGUAUGUAUCACGUGCUGCACGGGGUCAUUUCGCCGAUGAACGGCAUCGGGCCGGAUGACCUUCGCAUACGGCCUCUGCUUGAUAGGCUGCACGGCAGCGAUAUCGAAGAGGUGAUACUCGCGACGAACCCGAACCUCGAAGGGGAAGCGACAUCCAUGUACAUCCAGCAGCUCAUCGCGCCUCUGGGAAUACGCAUCACGCGGCCCGCGCGCGGCCUGCCCGUGGGCGGCGACCUCGAAUACGCGGACGAAGCUACGCUGGCGCGCGCGAUCGAGGGGAGGCAGGAGUUCUGA
Messenger RNA from Geodia barretti, 612 nucleotides. The record is from the annotation of a GenBank genome assembly. NCBI's taxonomy places the organism in Eukaryota, Metazoa, Porifera, Demospongiae, Tetractinellida, Geodiidae.